Molecule: messenger RNA, 2325 nt
Organism: Oncorhynchus nerka (sockeye salmon)
Lineage: Eukaryota; Metazoa; Chordata; Actinopteri; Salmoniformes; Salmonidae
Exons: 14
Coding region: 1-2325 (774 amino acids)
Source: RefSeq, a predicted model, not a curated record
AUGGCCGAUGAGCGAUGGCCGGAUGAGCGAUGGCCGAACGGCAUAGGUCUCUGCACCCCCCACCCCUACGAAGGUCUCUUGUCCCCCACCCCCACGAAGGCCUCUUGCCCUCCCACCCCCUACGAAGGUCUCUUGCCCCCCACCCCUACGAUGGUCUCUUGCCCUCUCACCCCUACGAAGGUCUCUUACCCUCCCACCCCUACUGAAGGUCUCUUACCCUCCCACCCCUACGAAGGUCUCUUACCCUCCCACCCCUACGAAGGUCUCUUGCCCUCCCACCCCUACGAAGGUCUCUUGUCCCCCACCCCUCGAAGGUCUCUUGUCCCCCCACCCCGACGGUCUCUUGUCCCCUCCACACCCCUACGAAGGUCUCUUGUCCCCCACCCCCCUCUGAGAAAGGUCUCUUGCCCUCCCACCCCUACGAUGGUCUCUUGUCCCCCACCCCUCGAGGUCUCUUGCCCCCACCCCUACGAAUGGUCUCUUGUCCCCCCACCCCUACUUGAAGGUCUCUUGUCCCCCACCCCUACGAAGGUCUCUUGUCCCCCACCCCUACGAAGGGUCUCUUGUCCUCCCACCCACGAAGGUCUCUUGCCCCCCCACCCCUACGAAGGUCUCUUGUCCCCCUCCCACCCCCCACGAUGGUCUCUUGUCCCCCACCCCUACGAAGGUCUCUUGUCCCCCACCCCUACGAAGGGUCUCUUGUCCCCCACCCCUACGAAGGUCUCUUGUCCCCCCACCCCCUAUGGUCUCUUGUCCCCCACCCCCGAUGGUCUCUUGUCCCCCACCCCUACGGGUCUCUUAUGGUCUCUUGUCCCCCACACCUAUGGUAUCUUGUCCCCCCACCCCUACGAAGGUCUCUUGUCCCCACCCCUACGAAGGUCUCUUGCCCUCCCCCUACUGAGGUCUCUUGCCCCCCCAGCCCUACGAUGGUCUCUUGUCCCCCACCCCUACGAAGGCUUGUCCCCCACUCCCUAUGGUCUUUGUCCCCCACCCUAUGGUCUCUUGUCCCCCACCCCUACGAAGAAGGUCUCUUGUCUCCCCCCCUACGAGGUCUCUUGUCCCCCACCCCUAUUGAAGGUCUCUUGUCCCCCCCGAUGGUCUCCCCCCACCCCUAUGGUCUCUUGUCCCCCCACCCCUACAUGGUCUCUUGUCCCCCCACCCUACGGUCUCUUGCCCUCCCACCCCUACGAUGGUCUCUGUACCCCCCACCCCUACGAAGGUCUCUUGCCCUCCCACCCCUAUGGUAUCUUACCCUCCCACCCCUACGAAGGUCUCUUGUCCCCCCACCCCUAUGGUCUCUUGUCCCCCCACCCCUACGAAGGUCUCUUGUCCCCCCACCCCUAUGGUCUCCCUCCCACCCCUACCAAGGUCUCUUGUCCCCAGCCCUCACUUGAUGGUCUCUUGUCCCCCACCCCUACGAAGGUCUCUUGUCCCCCACACCCCUGGUCUCUUGUCCCCCACCCCAUGGUCUCUUGUCCCCGGCCCACCCUGAAGGUCUUGUCCCCCACCCCUACUGAAGGUCUCUUGCCCCCCACCCCCUAUGGUCUCUUGUCCCCCACCCCUACGAAGGUCUCUUGUCCCCCCACCCCUACGAUGGUAUCUUGUCCUCCCACCCCUACGAAGGUCUCUUGUCCCCCACCCCACGGUCUCUUGCCCUCCCACCCCUACGAAGGUCUCUUGUCCCCCCACCCCUACGAAGGUCUCUUGUCCCCCCACCCCUACGAUGGUCUCUUGUCCCCCACCCCUAUGGUCUUUGUCCCCACCCUACGAAGGUCUCUUGUCCCCCACCCCUACGAUGGUCUCUUGUCCCCCCACCCCUACGAAGGUCUCUUGCCCCCACCCCUACGUGGUCUCUUGUCCCCCACCCCCACGAAGGUCUCUUACCCCCACCCCUACGAAGGUCUCUUGCCCUCCCACCCCUACGAAGGUCUCUUGCCCCGCCAGCCCUACGAUGGUCUCUUGUCCCCCACCCCUACGAAGGUCUUUCUCUACGAAGGUCUUGUCCCCCACCCCUACGAAGGUCUCUUGUCCCCCACCCCUACGAAGGUCUCUUGUCCUCCCACCCCUACGAAGGUCUCUUGCCCUGCCAGCCCUACGAUGGUCUCUUGUCCCCCACCCCUACGAAGGUCUCUUGUCCCCCACCCCUAUGGUCUCUUGUCCCCCCACCCCUACGAAGGUCUCUUGUCCCCCACCCCUACGAAGGUCUUUGUCCCCCACCCCUACGGUCUCUUGUCCUCCCACCCCUACGAAGGUCUCUUGCCCCCCAGCCCUACGAUGGUCUCUUGUCCCCCACCCCUACGAAGGUCUCUUGUCCCCCACCCCUAA